Molecule: messenger RNA, 3678 nt
Organism: Perca fluviatilis (European perch)
Lineage: Eukaryota; Metazoa; Chordata; Actinopteri; Perciformes; Percidae
Gene: exoc3l4
Product: exocyst complex component 3-like 4
Exons: 14
Coding region: 265-2463 (732 amino acids)
Biological process (GO): exocyst localization; exocytosis
Cellular component (GO): exocyst
Molecular function (GO): SNARE binding
Source: RefSeq, a predicted model, not a curated record
UCACAGCAGAGGCAGGGAGCUAUUGUCAUGUGAUUUGCUUGCUUUUCUUGAAACUGGCUGCCCUUCUUUUAAAGAUUUCUUUUCAACCCCAUUUUUCUGGAUCAUCCAGGUAAAUCCCCAACCCGGCUUCACCGUAAAGGUAGAGAAAGUGAAAGCAUAAAGUUUCAGAGUGAAGGACAUAAAAGAACGGAAGAGAGCUGCCAGAGUAUUUUCUACCUAAGCUACGCAGGUGGAUGCCACAUUUAACGGCAUGAGAAGUCACAAAUGAUGGACAAGUCUACUGAAAACCCAGACGAGGAGGACAGAGUGUCCCUCAAGAGCAACGGGAACGCGGCGGGCAACGGCGGCACAAAGGAGACGCUGGGCAUGCUUAAGUCGUUCAGGAGGAGCAUCCGGCGGGCGGCCGAGAAGAGCCCGCUGUCGUCCGGAGGCAAGUGGGCAAAGGUCACCGCUGGCAACGAGUCGGGGUCACAACCGCCUCCGUCUCCCAGUCUGAGCGCUGGCUCUCCGGUCACGUCUCCUCUGAAGAACACCGGAGGCUUUUUCUACAAUAAAGAGGAGGACGACAGCGACGGCGUUGCACAGAAAGGCAAAGGUCUGAAACGCUCAAAGACAGAUCCAAACAUGGAGGUGACUGGCCAUCUUCUCUUUUUUUCUCUCCCAGUGAUGCAGAUCAAUAACCUGAUAGAGACAGAGGUGCUGGAGGAGGCUCACCUGAACCUGCUCGCCCUGCGCCAGGAGUUCCAGAAGGAGCGGGAGCAGUGUGGCGAGGACUCCCCUUUGGAGCUGGCCAAGAAGGAAAAGGACCUCAACCUCCUUUACGGAAACCUGAGGGACAAAGUAAACAAGAUUGUGCGCGACUCCAACUCCCUUCCCUCCAGGAACAAGGGGCUGCUGGUACCCGUGGCACGCAUCAUCCAAGAGGAGGACAGGCGAGCGGAGGAACCCGGCGGGCUGCAGGGCAGCUGGCUGGAGGCCUGGAGGGAGGCGGUGGGGGAGGGGGUGCAGUCGAAGGUGCAGAGUGUUCACCUGGAACCCAGGGAGCAGAACGCCUCCUGGCUGGCAGUCCAUCUGGCCCUGCUGGGUAAGAGCAUCGUGGAGGAUUUGGAGAAGGUGAAGAAGGAGCUGCGAUGGUCGUACCCACCCAGCUUUCAAGUCUUCAGCACCUACGUGAGGAGUUAUCACCGAGUGGUCGGGCAGCACCUGAAGAAGCUGGAGCCGCAGGUGACGGAGCUGAAGGACCUGUACGCUCUGCUAGACUGGAUCAUCAACUGCUACAAGAGCGAGAGGAUCAUGGGAAGUCCCUCCCUGCAGCCGAACAUGAAGGAUGAGAGCGCUGAUCUGCAGCUGCAGGACGGCCUGCUGAAGCAGCUGAAAGACAAGUACUGUCACAAAGUGAAGGAGGACAUGAAGUCUUCCCUGGAGAGAAUCAUUGAACUUGAAAAUGAGGACGUUUGGAAGGACAGAAGGACCCCCGAGAAGGAGGAGGACUUCCUCAACUCUCCGUUUCACAUGGACAUCUGGACGAAAGUGAAGGGGAAUGCUAUAAACUCUCGACGGAUUGAUGCUCAGCUGGAACAGGAAGUGAUCUCCUCCUGCCUCCAAGCAUUGAAAGAGUUCCCCAAGAGAUUCGAGGCGGAGUUCAGCCGUCACUGCAGCGCUCUCAGACCGAAGCCUCUUUGGACCGAGUACCACAUCACAUACAUCAACAGCUUCUCUGCUUUACAGCAGCACAUGGACGGGUACCAGGACACCUGUCCCAGAGAGGUGGAAGGCUUCAGGAAAGAGGCCAAGUGGCUGAUUAUCAGGCUCAUCCAGGUGCUGGAGGACCAGUACAAAGAUGAAGUCAAGCUGUACCUGAGGAGAAUGAUGACGAGGAAGUGGCUAACCAAUGACGAAGACUUUAAGCAGCUUUACAGUCGGACAGAGCUGCUUUCUGAACACUGCGCUCUGAUGAGGCCUCCACAUGUCCAGGAGUUGGCGAGCCGACUGCACUACCACGUGGUGAGGGAGUACGUCGGCCAGCUGAUGAUGAAUAACUACUCGUGCAAGAACCGGAAACACGAGAAGGCGGCGAGCAAGAUCCGUGUGCAGUGGGGAAGACUCCGAAAUCUGUUUGAGAACAUGAAUUCGACUCACGAGUGGCUCUACGCCGUAGGAGACGACCUGAGCAACAUCAUCAUACAGAAAAACAAGGCAGACAUAAAGAGCCAUCUGCAGCCUUUGGUGGAGCAUUACCCUGACUUCAGCAGGAAGCACCUGGUUGCUGUCCUGUACUUCAGAGGUCUACUGAGAGGCCGCGAACACCAGCUCAUCCUCCAGCGGCUCAUGGAGCUCAAAAAGAAACUGGGCAGCGGCGACAAGAACCGAGUUUUAUUCAGUGACAUGCAGGUCACCGUCAACACAGACUGCUUGUCCAACCUGCCUUUCUCCUGCCUCAGCUCCCUGCUGCCCGACAACUAGUGCAGCGUGGAGGACCAGUCGCUGAGUGGAGGAAAACCAAAAGCUCCAGAGGUGGACUUGUGACAGAAAAAGUUACAGUUUUUUAAGCUGGUUGACACAAAUGAAGGUCCUUGCUCUCAAACACAGCCAUCUAAACUCAAACAAACUGCAGCUUUUGCACAGAAUUAGGUAUACUCCAUGUUUCUCAGGCGAACACUUCACAAUCUACCCAUCACUACAUCGUUGACAGUAGAUUUACAUAUAAUUCAACCUUGCACACAAUUCACAGACUUAUAUAUGAUUUGCUGGAUGAUAACUUUCAAAUGUAUAACUUAUUCUGAACACACAUAGCUGGUCUUCUGUGUGACAUCAUCAUCUCUCUCGCUCUCUUUCACUCGCUGUCUGUAAGCUGCUCACAUUGUUCGCCUUCUUCUAAAAUGUUAGGAACACUUAAAAACCAGAAAAACACAAGACAUUAUACAAAUAUAUGUAUCAAAUAGACCAGCGGGUGUUUCCAACGCGGGACAUUUGUUUGCAAUGUUUUGUGUUUGACAAAAUGCAGCGUGAACCAACCGCUAACCCAACCAACCUUCCGUUCCACUAUGCCACCAUGGGACCUUAUUUUGGAAAAAAUAUGUACGGCUGUAAACAGUGAGGCACAAAUCUUUUUUUGUUGAUCCUGUAUGUACUGUGCCAUGAAUUGCACAAUGCACGUAUGGUGUUCGUCAAUUUGAAAGAUAAUUUAGCUAGUCAAGAAAGUCACAAUUUGUGUUAAACUGUGACUUUCUUGACUUUCUUCUUGUCAGAGAUGUAGAGAUUUGCGUUGGAAAGUUUUGAGCUAAACACAUCGUUUUGGUCUUUUCAUGGGAUUUCGCGACAGAAAAAUAUAUUCACACCAGCCGUAGCCUUUCAAUGAAGUUUAAAUAAAGUAAAAAUGAAUCUCAUAACACAUGGCCACUGUUUUUACACUAAAAGCCUCCUCUCACACACUGACAAAUGUAGAAAUUCCACAUGUUACUACUUACAAAGCAUAUUAAAUGGGACGCAUGUGUCUGUAAUGUGUUACUCACAUUACAGUAAGUGUUUCCAGCAUUGUGAGCAACUGCAGGAUGGUUUUCUGGGUGGAAAACUUUUCACCAACUAAUCCAGAUAACAUUCACUCACAAAGGUUGUGUAAGCUGAAUGAAUGUGAAGCUCAAACAAAUAAAACCCAGGUUUAAACAACUUCGACAAUUA